Molecule: messenger RNA, 1695 nt
Organism: Theobroma umbraticum
Lineage: Eukaryota; Viridiplantae; Streptophyta; Magnoliopsida; Malvales; Malvaceae
Gene: MOD1
Product: NAD(P)-binding Rossmann-fold superfamily protein
Biological process (GO): fatty acid biosynthetic process
Molecular function (GO): enoyl-[acyl-carrier-protein] reductase (NADH) activity
Source: RefSeq, a predicted model, not a curated record
UCGACUGAUCGGCCUUUGCAUUGGCCUUUUCCGUCACACUUUCGACACACUUUUGCUUGGCUUAGCUGCAGAGAAGCACAACAAAGCAAAUUCCUUUGUGAAAACAGCUCGAUCUCAUUGAACUCCCUCAAGAUUUUCUUCUCCUCGUGUUCUCUCUCUUCUUCUUCAGUCUCCGCAUUGGCUCUGUCUGUCAAUCAUAGAUUUUUACUUUCUGCUGUGAAAUAUAACUUUUUGAGGAUGGCAGCAACAGCAGCUUCCAGCCUUCAAAUAGCAACAGCAAGACCCUGCAUUUCGUCUCCUCACAGGGUUGUUGAGGCAGGUGUUUCCAUUCUAGGUGCCAAUUCUAAAAGUAUGUCAUGGAAUAAGCUCACAAGUGCUUGCAAUAUAUCAUCUUUAGAGCCUUUCCGACGCAGUUUUACAUCAUCUCCAGCAAAGUUCAAAAAGGUUGUGACAAAGGCAAUGUCUGAAUCUAGUGAAAAGAAGCCCGUUUCUGGGUUGGCAAUUGACUUGAAAGGUAAAAGGGCAUUUAUUGCUGGUGUAGCUGAUGAUAAUGGAUAUGGCUGGGCAAUAGCAAAAUCCCUUGCUGCUGCAGGUGCUGAAAUUCUAGUGGGAACGUGGGUGCCUGCUUUGAACAUAUUUGAAACCAGCUUGAGACGUGGAAAGUUUGAUGAAUCACGCAUAUUGCCAGAUGGCUCUUUAAUGGAGAUUACCAAAGUAUAUCCCCUAGAUGCAGUCUUUGACAACCUUGAUGCUGUACCUGAAGAUAUAAAAACCAAUAAGCGCUAUGCAGGAUCCUCAAAUUGGACUGUUCAGGAAGUUGCUGAAUCUGUUAAACAGGAUUUUGGCAGCAUUGACAUCCUUGUGCAUUCCCUAGCUAAUGGGCCAGAGGUCAGUAAACCCCUGCUGGAGACAUCCCGGAAUGGAUAUCUUGCUGCUUUAUCUGCUUCAAGUUACUCCUAUGUUUCUUUACUCAAGCAUUUUCUCCCAUUAAUGAAACCAGGAGGCUCUUCAAUUUCUCUUACAUACAUUGCUUCUGAGCGAAUAAUUCCAGGUUAUGGUGGAGGUAUGAGUUCUGCUAAAGCUGCUCUAGAAAGUGAUACAAGAGUACUUGCUUUUGAAGCAGGAAGAAAAAACAAAAUUAGGGUCAACACAAUAUCUGCGGGUCCUCUAAGAAGUCGCGCUGCAAAGGCAAUUGGAUUUAUUGAUACAAUGAUUGAAUAUUCAAUGGCUAAUGCACCUCUCCAGAAAGAACUAUCUGCAGAUGAGGUGGGGAACGCCGCUGCUUUCUUGGCAUCACCUUUGGCUUCAGCUAUCACAGGUGCUGUCAUAUAUGUAGACAACGGUCUGAAUGCAAUGGGUGUUGGAGUUGACAGUCCUAUAUUUAAAGACCUCAACAUUCCAAGCGACAAGCAUUAGGAGUAGAUACCAGGAGGUUGAUAGCAAAUGUCAUGCCUGAAUGUUUAGUUUAGCUCUUUCUUGUUGGUAAUGCAUCUUAGGAUGUUUGAUUGGCGGCCUCUUUAUACCUAUGAGAUUUUGUCUUGCCUGGUUUAUUUUCUUCAAAUUUUCAAGUUUUCUGGAUAGAGACUGCCUUAGCAUGACUGAGUUGUCUCACAAUAGUGUUCUGCCAAAUCCUGAUUAAGCUUUUUUGAGUGGACAAUUUCCAUUAAUGAAUCGAUUGCCGCAUUGCUGAUUAAA